Messenger RNA from Moneuplotes crassus, 1623 nucleotides. The record is from the annotation of a GenBank genome assembly. NCBI's taxonomy places the organism in Eukaryota, Ciliophora, Spirotrichea, Euplotida, Euplotidae.
AUGGGUUGUGGACUUACUCAGAGCGGAAUCCCUCCUUUACAGAUCAGAUUCAAACUUCAAAGGAAGUUUAAGCCUGUGCCUGAGGAGGUCAAGCAAAUACAGAGGGACCAGGAUAGAGUCCCUGAUUACAAGAGUCUUGAGCAGUGGCUUAAAAAGUAUCAGCUGUUCACUUCCCCCUCAAAGGCUCUUACUGAGGAGGAAUGGGAACAAGAUUUCUCAGGAGAAUGCCAACAAGACCGCCGGCUGAUGAAACUUCAGUGAAGCAAUAGACUCCCGGUGAUAAAGGCAUUACAGAUUAGACAUGCAAAUCUUAUAGAUAGUGAUGUGCUUUGGGAAUUUUUGACUCAGGCUGUCCCAGAUAAGUUGCAGACUUUUGUAUUUAAUUUUGAAGGAAACCCUAAGGAGAUUAUCCAAAAUCUAAAGCUUGUGCUCUCUAAUACCACAAAUAAUGUCUAUUUCAGCAGGAUGACUCUGACUAAGGCUCAAUUUGUGUUCUUGUUUGAGAGCUGAAUUCAUGUCAACAGUCUUACAUUCAAGGAAUGAACUUUUAAAGACUUUGACGAAUCUUUGGCAAUUGACCUAACUUUGAAAGCUACUCUACAGCAGGUAACUUUUCUGAAAUGAUUCAGGACAAAUUCUCUCGCUCUGAAAUGGGUUAUUUCAGCUAUCAGCAUGACAGUGCUGCAGACAUCCAAGUUCAAAAUUAUCCUAGAUGAAGAAGAUAUCCUUUCUGAUGAAAAGAAGGCUGAGCUUAACGAAUGUCACAAGAAACAGAAGUAUCUGUGGGCUUCUGAUGUAUUCAUGCAGUAUUUCUUAGACACAGGGUUCAUGCAAACCGAUAAUUUUGAAAACUCUUGCUUGUUCAGAGGAGGAUGGGAUUGGGCCAACAACUGCAAGCAUGGCUUCUCACAUAAAAAGGAGAAGUAUCUUGACGAAUUUGCGAUUUAUGACCAAGGGAAGUUCUAUGGGUACCAAUUCACUGAAUCACACCGUUUCAAUUAUGACUGCUAUUCUCAGAUUUAUGGAAUGGAAGGAAAAUAUCAUGGUCUAGUCAAGAAUGAAAAUGACAUCUUUUUAUAUGAGAAUGGGAUAAAAAUUAAGAAGUUCAGUAAUGAUGAGGCUAAAAAGGUACAAAAGGGAGACGACUUCUGGCUACAAUUACUCAAACCUGACAGUCAGAUCUCACUUCUGUGAUACCCCCAGCUUGUGAAUAAGGUCCAUCCUAUUCAAGCUCAGGCUCUUCAGGCUGAGAAUAACAUGAGGCUUGAAAUCUGUGCUCACUUUGGGCGCAAGGGAGCUAUAUUGGGUGUAUUUGAUCCAGAAAUGGUAUCUAAAAAGGGAAAGAUGUAUCUGUUCAAAAAGUACAAGAAAGAAGACUGAGAUACUUAUAAAAUCGAAACACCAGCAGGUUCAGAGACUUCUUUCUUACUUUCUUCGACAAAGUUUACUAAGGAAGAUGUGAAAGAGGGAAAGGACAUGGUCAGAGCACUGCUAGAUGAGUACGAGAUGACUUCGACAAUUCUGAAAGUUACUUCAGCUGAGAUGGAGAUAAAUAAAAGAAUUAUUAAAGAAGAUCAAGGGAUCUUGCUUUAUAAUCUUUGGUGUACUGUGUAGAACUAAUUU